GCAGCCAAAAAGAGAGAGAGAGAGAGAGAGAGAGAGAGAGAGAGAGAGAGGAAGGUAGAGAGACACUGAGCUACAACGGUACACCAAGGAGACCACAGAAACACUCUCCCCCCAAAUCCCCAACUCUACUGCUGCACAGAGAGACAAACAAAAGCAUUCUUGGCUUUCAGUUUAAAAGAAAAAAAGUGGACAAUACUCUGGGCGAGAUCAUUUACUCCAGAUACAAAUCCAAGCAGAAAGGCGUGACAGGACGGCGUCAAACUCUCCCUCUUCAUCCGCACAAACGUCUCCAAAGAGGGAAGGAGAGAGUGAGCAGCGCUGCAUGAAGGAUAAAAACAUCUGGGAGAAGAAGAAACAGGAUGAGAGCCACUCUGAGGAUCACAUGGCUGCUGCUUUCAACCAGCUUCCUGUUUCACAUCAUCUCUGCAGGUGACAAUGCGGGAGUUACAAGUGCCACUAAUAACCCCACCACUAAACCCGUGGUGACAAAUCCUGCCACCACUCAAAAGACGGUGCCAGCUACCACCGCUAAGGUGAACACAGACCUAAAUGCCAAGUCCACAUUGGCGCCAGCUACUGCUGAAACCACAAAACCAGCACAGGCAACCACAGUUACUGCAGCUGCUACAACCAUCAUGCCAGCCACCACGGUCACUGCUACCCCCAAACCGACAGAAAAACAGACUCCAGCACAACCUCCAGCCCCAGCCGUCACAGACAACCAAUCACCAACUUCCGCAACCCGGACUACUGCUGCUAUGACUCCACAGAGUAAAACCCAUCCUGUUACUGUGAAUCCCACUGCUGUAACCACUGACAGCAGCAGUAGCGGUGCAGUGGUGACCACCAACGCUUCAGUAAUCCAGAAGAUAAAACCCUCUGAUCCCAGUGUCACAGUGGCACUACAAGGGACUGGGUUGCCUGCAACACAGCGGGGGGGUCCAGGUGAUGUGACGAUGACACCGAUCGCAAAGAUCUCCACAGAUGCUCCGACACCAGUACAGCAGUCCACGAGUCACACCACCAUCAUGGUGAAGACGAGCCCACGGGACAGCAAAGGAGGUACGGAGAAAACAACUGUGACGAUGACAAACCAACAGCCAACAGCAUCGAAGGACCCAGUGCCAGAUGGAAAUACAGGGACCACCAACAGCCCCUCCACCAAAGUGGUACCGCCUGUAGGGGGAACGUCCAGAACCGGGGCUGGAACCACAGCACCCCUAAUGCCUACCAUCCCUGCUACCACCAUGGCAGCUCAGCCAAAAACAUUCCAGUAUUCUCUAAACACUGGUCAUGAGAAAGAUGAAGAGAAAGAGCUGGUGGAGGUGUGCAGACGGCUGAUGUUGGAUAUGCUGGACGGGAAUUGCACGCUGACAUGGAGGCAUCACAAAGGGAAAGUCCAGUUUGACUGUGUGGUGAUUAACGGAAAAGUGAAAACGAGCCUGGCAACACAGAUCUAUGAAGAGAUUAACAAGAAACCAACAGAUAAUAAGACUCUGAUAGCCAUCCUGGCAUCCUGUGGAGCUCUGCUCAUCAUGAUCGUCAUCCUUGCUGUUUGUGCCUCGCAUCACCGUAAACCUUACAACGAGAACCAGCAACACCUCACCGAGGAGCUGCACACGGUGGAGAACGGUUAUCACGACAAUCCGACGCUGGAGGUGAUGGAGGUGCAGCCGGAGAUGCAGGAGAAGAAGAUGGCGCCGAACGGAGAGUUCAACGACAGCUGGAUAGUCCCCAUGGACAACCUGCUGAAGGAGGACAUGCCUGACGAGGAGGACACUCACCUGUAGAGACAACUUUGGUGGACACUGAAGAAGAAGAAAACAAAGAGGAGGAAGGGGGAGGAAGGAGCUGCAAAGGGACCUGGCUGAUGGAGACUCUUCUUCCUUGAGCGAGGAAAGACUUAAAACACAGAAAUACAUCCCAUGAAAGAAACAAGCCCAUAUAUUUUAAAGAUUAAGAAACAAUGAAAUCACACAGUGGCCUUACAAGCUCUAAAAUAAGCCACUUCAGCUAUUCACAGUUGUGCCUACAUGGAAAUAUUCUUGUGCAACUUCCUUUAGAGCAAUUUUUACAGUUUUUCUCAGAAAGUGUCCAAAACAUAGAGUGGACUGUGCCUUUUUUCACGAUUAACAAAUUUGUUCACAAGCACAUGUAAAUAAAGUAUUUUUAUGUAAUAUUCAGCAUGUGAACACUGAUCACUUUUGAUCUGAAGGAGAGCUACAGACGUUAAAGACAUGUCGGCUGCCUCUGUGGUUCUAGAGAUACUAACAUAGUUAUGGAGACCUCAGGAUACUUUAAAUCAUCCUGGUGAUUUAACUAGAGCAUGUCAGAGCUACCAGAGGCUUCAACUGGCAAAUAUAAUCCAUAAAAGAAGGGAAUACCUGUGUAGAAAUAGGACAGAUUGAUGGGUUUAAACCCAGAUGCCACAUAAUGACUCAAGGAUGUACGGAGGCCCAAGGGGGCAAAUGACAAGUCUUUUUGUGUUGUGUUUUAAGUUCAGAUUUUGAUGUAAGACCUUGGUUUGAUUUUUUUUUUUUUUUAUCAUAAUGUGAUCACAAAGUUUAGAUGCAGAUUAUUUUUUCUUCAGGUGGAAACUGUUCCAGACUAAGAGCUCCUAUUUUUGUACCAUUAAGACUAUCCAUUCAAUUAUUAAUGUUAGCAUUUUCCACCGAAAUAUCAUGGAUCAACACAAAAUUAACAGUAAUUUCAAUAGGAAAAUACAUACCGAGUUACCGAGAUGAUGAAAAAGGCACCGAAAUAAAUGAUGAAAAAAUGACAAAAAUUACAACAAAAACAAUGAAAAAAUCAGGAAAAAAGACCUAAAAAGAUGAAAAUGACAACAAAAAAAUGAUGACAGAAAACUUAAAGAAACAACGAUAACAAAAAAUGAUCUCACAGAUGUCAUCAUACUUUUUGGGGGGAUUUAGAGCAGAAUAUUUGAUUUUUACAGCUUUAUAGAAGGAUUAUCCUGGCAAAUAAAACCUUAAAGUCAAAUUCAAUUCCACAGUCAGUAAAGUCAGUAUGGUAAUAAGGAAAAAAAAAACACUUUAAUAAAGCUGAGAAUAAUGUACAUAAAAGUGAGGCAAACACUGUAAAUAUUUGUAUUUUUCACUGUUCCUGAAGCUAAAGGGAUGGAGUCAUGUUUAAAGAUUUGUUGUUAAAUCCUGCAGCCGAAUCUGAGCACAUUUUCUGUUUAAUUUGUGUGAUAAUUUUCUCCCUUUAACCCAUUAAGAAUUAAUAUAUAUUUACUUAUAAACAUGUGAAUCCAUCAGCUUGGGCCCUCCAAUCCUCAUCUGUUUUUAUUGUUUUUGUUUGUGUUUUUGUGUGUAUAAUUUCACUUUUAUUACACUAUAGCUGUGAUGUUUUUUCACCAAAGUACGUUACCAGUAUUUGAUGUAUUUAUGUUUGUUUGCCGCUGAAGGUGAACAACAGGGGUCUGACACACUGGAAGCUGUAAAUGUCCACCGUCUCGGCGGUCCUCUUAUUUUACAUGUCAUGAUUUGCAAAUAAAGGGAAAAUUUUC
Cheilinus undulatus (humphead wrasse) is the source of this 3526-nucleotide messenger RNA. RefSeq names its product podocalyxin-like (gene podxl). The coding region runs from base 360 to 1790 and encodes 476 amino acids. The transcript is spliced from 8 exons. Gene Ontology annotation, biological process: cell migration; negative regulation of cell-cell adhesion; positive regulation of cell-cell adhesion mediated by integrin. Lineage: Eukaryota; Metazoa; Chordata; Actinopteri; Labriformes; Labridae. Gene Ontology annotation, cellular component: microvillus membrane; apical plasma membrane. The record is from RefSeq and is a predicted model, not a curated record.